Molecule: messenger RNA, 2676 nt
Organism: Ipomoea nil (Japanese morning glory)
Lineage: Eukaryota; Viridiplantae; Streptophyta; Magnoliopsida; Solanales; Convolvulaceae
Exons: 3
Coding region: 185-2518 (777 amino acids)
Source: RefSeq, a predicted model, not a curated record
GAAAACCCCGAGAUUCCAAAUUUCAAAUUCCGUUAUUUUAAUCCACUACCCAACGGUCAUAUUCUUCAUUUCCAGAUUUCUUUAAUUCUUUCCUUCUUUAACUCCCCGAACCCUCUCUUCUGAAGAAAGCGUUCUGGAUAUCAGAAAAUUUCCAAAAUCAAACAAAAAAUCGGUUUGGAUAGACAUGGACGGUUCAUCUUCCGGGAAAAGGGUUUCUUCAUCGAGGCCUCAUCAACCUUCCGCAGCUCCUAAACCAUCACUUUCUGGAGCUGGGGAAACAAAUGAGAAUGUAUUGACCCAGGGCCAAAUGAAUUCCAAGUUGCAUAACCACAAGAAACCACUGAAUAGGCAUUUCAUUUCACCCCCCAUGUCUGAAGCUUCUAAGACUGCUGUAAGGGGGAAGAAUAUUUUGGGUGAAAGGAAUGGAGCUGACUCAAACUCAGGAGGCUCGAAAUACUCUGGCAGAUCUUCUUUAGGAGUUUCAUCUCAAAGUUGUGCCUCCGGGUCGAAUGAUGAUGAGCAAAACAGUAGCUUUGUUGCUGAUUCGUCCUCAAAUCAGUAUGAUCCUUUAACAAAUUACCUCUCCCCCCGGCCUAAGUACUUGCGCUAUAAACCUAACAGGCGUCGGGAGAUCUUUCUGCAUCUUGAAAAUAGGGGUGGAGAAGGAAAUGAUGGUCUUGGUGUUGAAACCAAGGAAUUUGUUGGAGAUGAAGGAUCAAUGGGGCAUGCCAAGAAUGAAGUUAAUGUGCAACCAGAAAACGAUGAAAUUCUCAAGAAAGGGGAUGGCGAUGAUGACUCCCCUCUUCCUUCCCAGGAAGGGAAUGCCGAGCCAGAAAAUGAUAAAAUUCCUGAGAAUGAGGAUGCUGAUGAUGAUGACAACGAUGAAGCAGUAUACAGCGAGGAGGAGGAUGAAGAUGAUGUGGAGGAGGAGAAUGGUCAGAGUUUCAAUUGGUUGUUGAAACUUCUUCUUUUAAUGGUGAUUGUGUUCCUAUCUCCCUUGUUUGCAUCUUUGAUGGACUAUCCUUUAUCUUCACCAACUGAACCGGCUAUGAUAGGCUCUGAUGAUAUCUACCCAGUACUUGGAGCUGUCCCCUUAGAUGUGAAUAGAAGUAUAAGUGAUUCUCAGAACAAAAUUGAGGCUUCGACAAGUAGUUUUUGGGAAUUGGAUCAAGGAGAAGUUGGUAUUCAGGCUGAUGAUGAGGUAGAAUUGGCUGAAGAUGAAGAGGAGAUCUUUGAGGUGGCUGGGCCUGAGAAUGGGCUCAAUGGAGGAUCUGAUCAAGAACUAGAGAAAGAACCCACAGAAGCUGAUAUGGUAGAUGAUAAAGAAGCAGAAGCUUUUGAUCACCUGGCUAUAUUAGAACCUACCGAAAACAAACUUGAUGCUGUCAGUGCAGUGGAAAAUGAAGGUUUUGGCUUGCUGAAGAAGCCCGAAGCCUUUGAUAAGACGGAUGAUUCCUGUGAAGAUCACGAAAAUCUGGAAAUCUCUGAAAGCCUUGCUAUUCCUAAUGCUGCACCAUCAGAAGAUGAGAAUUUUGCUACUGUAAUCCAAGAAUUCGAUCAAAUGAGUGACGAGAAUGAGGUCGUACUGGUAGAAGAACCAACUUCAAAGGCAAGCCUUGGAGAAACAGUUCUAGAGACACAAAUGGAUAGAGAUGAAGAUACUUGUGCAGAUACAGAUGACAAGAUUAGUGAAGAAUCUGAUUCCAGUAAUUCUGAUGGUGCCGAGAAGUCCAUAUAUUUAAAGCUCCAACAGAUUGGACCCACUCCAGCAGCUCUUGCCAUUGCUUCCUCCAUACUUUCCCUGAUUUUGGCAUAUGCAAUUUCCAUUUAUUCUGCAAGGAAAGCAAGAAGAACUUCUCAUAAACGCUCAAAUCCUGUCGUUGAACCACCACAGCAGUCUAACAAAGCGGAGAUACUCACAGCUGUGAUUCCAAAUGUCGAAAUAGCACAUGUUGAGGAUGGUGUUGAUGGGAAAAGAGAAUCUAUUGCUGCAAAGGUUUCUUCAUCGUCGUUCUAUCCUAUUCAAGAAACAUCCAAGGACCACCCCAAGUUGUUCCCCCAAAUUGAAAUCUCCCCUAGAGUCGAAAUGGCCACUCAAGACACCAUACAACUUCACAACGUUUAUUCUAUAGAAGCUUCAUCUUUGGCUCGCUCAGUGAGGGAUUCAUCGGUAGAGCUUAGCCACACCAAAUCGCUCGGGGUUGAGCUUCUUGGAGAACUUGUUAUAGGAGAAGUGAGCAGCUCCCUAAGAACUCAUGCCAGGAAAACCAGGCUGCCUGAAACAGAAGAGAGUAGUAGCAAUUCCUUCUCUCAUGUCAGUGGCUCAAGACUUCCUCCAUUGCAGCCAUCUGCUUUCUUGGACUCUCAAACCUCUGAAUCCUCCUCAUAUGGAAGAUUUACCACUGAAAAGAAGCUAGUCAAGAAAGAGGUAGGAGGCAAAGAUGGAGAGGCCAAGAAGGUAAUCACAACUCCAGUAAGGCGAUCCAGCAGAAUUCGAAGCCGAGUCAUGUCUCCAUGAAAAUCAAUCAAUCUUAGUGAAUUGUAUUUGUUUCUUUAGGGAAACAGCAAUCUGUUGUUUCAUAAGCUAGCUUUCUUCAUUCUUCUUAGAAAACUUGUUGAUCUGUUCUGAUCUAAUGUAAUGGAUAAUUCUCUAAUCUUUAGUUUAAUUUCCCUACU